Sciurus carolinensis (gray squirrel) is the source of this 296-nucleotide messenger RNA. Its product is annotated as phorbol-12-myristate-13-acetate-induced protein 1-like. NCBI's taxonomy places the organism in Eukaryota, Metazoa, Chordata, Mammalia, Rodentia, Sciuridae. The transcript has a single exon. Gene Ontology annotation, cellular component: mitochondrion. Gene Ontology annotation, biological process: release of cytochrome c from mitochondria; DNA damage response; apoptotic process. Bases 86 to 250 code for a protein of 54 amino acids. The record is from RefSeq and is a predicted model, not a curated record.
UGAGUGUGUCACUCAGCUCAGGAAAACUGAAGAUAAACUGAAUUCUCUGGGGUCUGGAGCAGAGAUCAUAGUUGUGCUUGCAGAGAUGCCUGGAAGGAAGGGGUGGAAAAGCGAGCAGCCGACCCCAGCGUCAGCGUUGACAGAGGUGGAAGUUGAGUGUGGCACUCAACUCAGGAGAUUUGGAGACAAAGUGAAUUUCCGUCAGAAACUUCUGAAUUUGAUUUCCAAACUCUUCAAUUUAGUGACCUGACUGCUUCAGAAGCUUUUGCAUGAAGGGUGUCCUUUAAAAAGGAAGU